Messenger RNA from Nicotiana attenuata, 3185 nucleotides. Its product is annotated as probable serine/threonine-protein kinase At1g54610. Gene Ontology annotation, cellular component: nucleus; cyclin-dependent protein kinase holoenzyme complex. Bases 817 to 2859 code for a protein of 680 amino acids. Gene Ontology annotation, biological process: positive regulation of transcription elongation by RNA polymerase II; protein phosphorylation. NCBI's taxonomy places the organism in Eukaryota, Viridiplantae, Streptophyta, Magnoliopsida, Solanales, Solanaceae. The transcript is spliced from 9 exons. The record is from RefSeq and is a predicted model, not a curated record. Gene Ontology annotation, molecular function: RNA polymerase II CTD heptapeptide repeat kinase activity; cyclin-dependent protein serine/threonine kinase activity; ATP binding.
AGAGAGAGAGAGAGCGAGUGCCUUCAGCAUAUCUUGUCUGACUGAACUUUAUGGCGACUCCUCUUUUUUUUUUUUUUUUUUUCCUCUCUUUAUUUAUCUUUUGAAUAAUUUUUUAUCUUUUCUUUUGUCUAUAUUUUAAGUUGAAUGCUUUCAUAUGAAUCUUCAAUUCAGUUACGCGUUGAGCAGUACUCAAAAAGUAACGAAGCAAAUUCUUUCACUCAAAAUCAAAUACCCUUUUUUACUUGUGUUUUCUGAGUAGCUUUUGAAAGAAUUGUGAAGAUCAAGCCUUUGAAAUUUUUGGGGUUUAUUAUUAUUGAGGUCCAAACAAGGAGGUCACGAGUUCGAGCGGUGGAAAUAGCAUUUUGCGGAAAUGCAGGAUAAGGCGGCAUACAAUAGACCCUUGUGGUCCGACCCUUCCCCGGAACCCCGCAUACCGGGAGCUUAGUGCACCGGCUGCCCCUCUUUUGAAUUGGAAUCUUGAGUUGUUGUUAUUCCAGACAAUUCUGUUUGAGAUUUUAUUGCUUGUGUUGAGAUUGUUUAAGCAUUUGUUCAAUGGUUCUUUUGGAAAAUAUGGUUUUUUGCUAAGCCUUGUUUUGAGGCGGAUACGAGAUUUGAACUUUAUGGGUUCGAGAACAAUUAUUUUGUACUUAUUUAGUGAAGUUUUUGACAUUUAUACAGGGUCGGAGCCAAAGCUAUUGGGUUCGGAUGAAACCAUAGGUUGAACUCGACAUCCGCACCUGGCUUUUGUGGAGCAGUAGCUUACAACUUUAGAGGAUUUGGGACAACUCUUUGAGUAGGUCUUUAGGUUUGUUGAUUAUGGGUUGUGUUUGUGGGAAAGCUUCUCGGGCUUUCAAAGAUAGGCGAGACGGCCAAAAGACGAGAGAAUUAGCUAAAGGGGCAUCAACUGUGGUGUCAAAGAGAAGAGAAAGUUUCAGGGUGAAAGAGAAGUUGGAAAGUGGGGAUGCUGAGGUUGGUUCUUUCGGUAGGAAAGGUAAUGGAUCUAAAAGGGUCGGGGACGAUCAUUAUGUGAAAAUAAAACAAAAGCUUGAAGUUUCUGUGAAUAGUUUUGCAGGAUAUGGAGUUGUCCCGAAAGCCACGGAGGCGGAGUUGAUUGCUGCCGGAUGGCCUUCUUCGCUUGCUUCUGUGGCCGGUGAAGCUAUUAACGGAUGGCUUCCACGCAAGGCUGAUACUUUCGAGAAAUUAGACAAGAUUGGCCAAGGAACUUAUAGUAGUGUAUACAAGGCUCGUGACCUAGUUAAUGAUAAAGUCGUUGCGCUCAAAAGAGUGAGGUUCGAUAAAAUGGAUCCUGAAAGUAUCAAAUUUAUGGCAAGGGAGAUUGUUAUUCUGCGGAGGCUUGAUCAUCCAAAUAUCAUCAAAUUGGAAGGUUUAGUUGUAUCAAGAGCAUCUUGUAGUCUGUACCUUGUCUUCGAGUACAUGGAACAUGAUCUAACUGGAUUGGCGUCUGUUCCCGGUAUUAAAUUUACAGAGCCGCAGGUUAAAUGUUACAUGCGGCAGCUUUUAAGUGGACUUGAUCAUUGCCAUAAUCGGGGUGUUCUGCAUCGGGAUAUCAAGGGUUCUAAUCUUCUCAUUGACAACAAUGGCGCUUUAAAGAUUGCUGAUUUUGGGUUGGCGAACUUUUUCGAUAACCAGCAAAGUGUUCCAUUAACAAGCCGUGUUGUGACUCUUUGGUAUCGACCGCCAGAGCUAUUACUUGGAGCGAGUCAUUAUGGAGCUGCAGUAGACUUGUGGAGUACUGGCUGUAUACUUGGAGAAUUAUAUGUCGCCAAGCCUAUAAUGCCCGGUAGGACAGAGGUGGAGCAACUACAUAAAAUCUUUAAGCUUUGUGGUUCACCAACUGCGGAUUAUUGGGAAAAAACAAAACUAUCUUAUUCAGCAGUAUUUAAACCUGUACAGCCUUACAAACGGCGUAUUGGGGAAAGAUUUAAGGUGCUUCCUCCAUCUGCUGUUGGGUUACUAGAGACAUUACUUUCUAUCGAUCCUUCACUUAGAGGAACAGCAGCUGGCGCUCUUGAGAGUGAGUUCUUCACCACAAAGCCAUUUGCUUGUGAUCCUUUAACUUUGCCGACAUAUCCUCCCAGCAAGGAAAUUGAUGCCAAAUUGCGGGAAGAGGAAGCUAAAAGGCAAGCCAAUGCAAAUGGAUCAAAAGAACGUCAAGCAGCUCCAGCAGAUGAUGCUAAUGCCAAGUUGGCAAGGUCAAUGCAGCAGGGGAAGCAGAGCAGUUCCAAUCCUAAGAGCCAAAGUGAUCGGUUCAAUCCCCAGAAGGUAGCUGCUUCUGGCUUUCGAAAUGAUCCACCUAAAGCAUCACAAGCAGUGAAAGAAACUGUCAACAAUCACCUCGAGAACCUUUCAGAGAGAUUUUCAGCCAACGAGGAUCUCUCGGAGACAUUUUCUCAUUCAGUCCCUCUGGCUCUAGGGGUUGGGGGCGCAAAAUCUGGGACGAAAUAUGAUGAUAUUUCUAUUGGUCUGAAUAGAGCCGACCUAUCAAACUUUGCAGCAUCCAGGUCCGUUGUGUCUGGAGAUGCUCACGAUACAGCCCGUCAAGUAGACAGGCGAGUGCGGCUGCUAGAUGAACAUUCCAGGAAGCAGGACGGGAAGUAUCUCACGCAGAACUAUACCAGUUCUCAUCAAUUUGAAAGUGGAAGGACCAGUUCGAAGGAGGCAAAUCUAAACGACCAUGGUUACGAGGGAAACAAGAUCUAUUUUUCUGGUUCACUACUAGCUCAAUCAAGUAAAGUAGAUCAAAUGCUUAAAGACCAUGAUCGUCAGAUCCAGGAAGCUACACGGCGAGCGAGGCUGGAGAAGGCGAGAGCAGGUCAAGCUCAGGCUCGAGGAAUGUGAAGAACAUUUAAUUUUCUCUCUCUCUCUCUAUAUAUAGUUUAGGAACAAGGUAGAUAAGCAUAUAAAGAGUAGAUAGAUUUUUCUUGUAAAAGCACAAGUAGGUAAAUGUACAGUUUGUUUGAGGAAUUGUUGUAUUAUUCUUAUAGAAUUAGGAGAUCAUCAGGUCAACAUGAACAUAGUCAAAUUGGCAGCUACAAAUGCAGGACAUACCAUUCUUUUUUGUAUUAACUUUUACGGUUAAUAUGUGUUUUUACACAUUCAUGCUUUUCUUACACCGAGGGUCUAUCGGAAGCAGCCUUUGUAUCUCAUAUGGGUUAAGGUUUGCG